CCUGCCCAUCAGCUCCAUGUGCACACAUCUGCACACCCGGAUGCUCGCUAGCAGACCCGAGAGAGCGCAGACAAGGAGGGAGGAGGUGCGGAGACUACAACGGAGAGGGAGCGAGCCGGAGGAGAGCCCUGCACUGCAUUAACGAGAAAGAGCACAGAGGAGGAGGUGGAUAGUUUUCUGAUGCCGAGCUGACGGUGCCCGGUGGUGAAGCGGAAAGUGGAGCGGCUGACAAUCGCAGGAUUGAUGGAGAUGGAGAGACAGCGUAGUCACCCAGCACUGCUGUACACCUGGACAAAAGAGCUGCACUGACAGAGGCCUGCAAAGUGCUUCUCACACAGUGAGUGGACGAGGAAGCUGUCCACAUACGUGAACGUUAUCGGCUGUCAGGACAGAGUCUGGCCAACUUUGAGGGGCAAACUCAGCCAUUUGGAGGGACAGAGAUGUUGUGGCAGGACAAGCAUGCAGCCCUGACUUUCAUGUCAUUACUGCUGCUACUGUGGCAGGAAGCAGCACCCAUUGAAGUCCCAGAAGACCCAAAGAUCCAGCAAGACUUGAAGCAGCCCCCAACUAUCAUGAAACAGUCAGUAAAGAACUACAUUGUGGACCCCAGAGAUAACAUCAUCAUUGAGUGUGAGGCCAAGGGCAACCCAGUGCCAACGUUUUCAUGGCGAAGAAAUGGGAAGUUUUUCAAUAUUGGGAAAGAUCCCAGGGUGACGAUGCGAAAACGCUCGGGAACCCUGGAGAUUGGCUUCCGCAGCGGAGGUCGGCCAGAGGACUACGAGGGAGAAUACCAAUGUUUUGCCACCAAUGACUUUGGAGUGUCUCUGUCCAACAAAAUCCUGCUCCGGGUCUCCAAGGCUCCUCUGUGGCCUAAGGAGGUGCUGGAGCCAGUAUCUGUGACUGAAGGCUCCGCACUGGUUCUACCUUGCAACCCCCCACCAGGUCUGCCUCCUCCGUUCACCUUCUGGAUGGACAGCAAUAUGAGUCCAAUCCCUCAGGAUAAACGAGUGUCCAUGGGUCUUAAUGGAGACCUCUACUUCUCCAAUGUUUUGGCCCAAGAUGCAAACACAGACUACAGCUGUAAAGCUCGCUUUCUGUUCACACACACCAUCCAGGAGAAGAACCCAUACAAACUCAAAGUUCAGACCAAGGAGCCAUACAAUGACACAUCUUACAAUGCCUCUGAGCCCCACGGUGACCGUAAAGUAGCAGAGUCCACGCCGACCUUCCUCUCACCAUCAGGAAGUGAGAGCUCCAAAAUGGUGCUGCGAGAUGAGCAGCUGCUGCUGGAGUGUAUCGCUGCUGGACUUCCAACACCCAUCAUCAAGUGGUUUAAGAAAGGUGGGGAGCUGCCAGGGCAGAAGGUCAAGUUUGAGAACUUCAACAAGACCCUGAAGAUCGUUAGUGUGUCAGAGGAGGACGCUGGCGAGUAUGUAUGCAUGGCCAACAACCAUUUAGGCACCAUACGCCACUCCAUCUUUGUUCAAGUUAAAGCGGCUCCUUACUGGUUACACAAGCCAUCAGACCAGGUGCUAGCCCCAGAAGAGAAUGGACGCCUGGUAUGCCGGGCCAAUGGCAACCCUAAACCUCGCAUUGAGUGGCUUGUCAAUGGGCAGCCUAUAGAGAGCUCUCCCACCAACCCAAACAGACAGGUGCUGGGAGACACCAUCAUGUUUCACUCUGUGCAGAUCGGAAGCAGCGCCGUGUACCAGUGUAACGCCUCCAACGAGCAUGGCUAUUUGUUAGCCAACGCCUUUGUCAACGUUCUUGACCUGCCCCCGAGGAUGCUGGGCCCCAAAAACCAGCUAAUAAAAGUCAUUAAGAACAACCGCACCUUCCUAGACUGCCCCUUUUUUGGUUCGCCUUUACCGGAGCUACGCUGGUUUAAGAAUGGACAGGGCAGCGGGCUGGAUGGAGGCCAGUACCGUGUUUACAUUAAUGGUACCCUGGAGAUAAAGCGGGCCCGAGCAGAGGACGAGGGAACCUACACCUGUGUGGCCAGCAGCAUCUUGGGAAAAGCUGAAAACCAAGUGCGCCUGGAGGUCAAAGAGCCGACUCGCAUCAUUCAGGCCCCCGAGCACCAGUCAGCCAUCAGGGGCUCCACGGCUCGCUUCACGUGUAGGGUGACGUCUGACCCCAGCCUUCCUGUCAGUGUGGCCUGGAUGAAGGAUGACAAGCCUCUUUACUUGGGAUGGAGGUUGAAGAAGGAUGAUGAGUCUCUGUCCAUCCCCAAUGUGAACGAGGGUGACGAGGGGACGUACACCUGCACUGCUAAAUCUGAGAUAGACCAGCUCUCAGCCUCUGCUCGCCUCACUGUGUUAGAGGUGGCCACUCUCAACCCCUCAGUCUCUAGUGCCUUGCUUCCAGCCCGUCCAGACCCCCCCAUGGAUCUGGAUUUGUCAGACCCAGCAGCACGCAGCGUUCGCCUCACCUGGAUCCCUGGAAAAGAGCACAGGAGCCCCAUCACAGAGUUCUUGGUCCAGUUUGAAGAGGACCGCUGGGAGCCGGGUAGGUGGCAGAACUUGUCAUCUUACCCUGGAGACCUCAACUCUGUCAUCCUGCAGCUCGCUCCCUUUGUCAACUACCAGUUCAGGGUCAUCGCCAUCAACUCAGUAGGUCAGAGUGAUCCCAGCCGCCCCUCGCCCCGGUACAAGACCACUGGAGCUGCACCAGAUGCCAUUCCCAAAGGCCUACGGGGUUGGGGGUCCAGAAAGGACAAUAUGGAGAUCACCUGGGAGCCUCUCCUUGAUCUGGAAAGAAAUGGUCCAAACCUGCACUACAUUGUGUGGUGGAGACGAAAAGACGCUGAAGAGGAGUGGAAUAACCUGACCACAGUGGGGACUAACCAUGUGGUCCACAAUACAGAAAUCUAUGUGCCUUAUGAGCUCAAAAUCCAGGCCAGGAAUGAGUUUGGAGCAGGACCAGAGUCUAACCUGGUCAUUGGAUACUCUGGAGAAGACAAGCCCACUGAUGCUCCCACUGACCUGCGGGUAUCAAAGGUUGACAGCACCAAAGUUAUCAUCCACUGGAACCCUGUGGACCUGAACUCUGUCCAGGGAGAGUUCAAGGAGUAUAGAUUAUACUACUGGCGUGAGUCUAGCCAGGUUCCAGGUCUGGUGGUCAGUAAGGAGAAGAAGGUCAAAGGUUUCUAUAGCACUACAGCCAAACCAUCUGGCAUGCUCAGCGACCUGGCGCCCUACUCGAACUACAAGAUGUUCAUGGUUGUGGCCAACAAUCGCUUUGAGAGUCAACCCAGCAACACUGUGGCAUUUACCACCAAAGAAGGAGUUCCAGACGCUCCAAGGUUCUUCAAGAUUAAUCGCAGAAGUUUGGACAUGAUCCACUUGGAAUGGGCGAAACCUCUGGAGCCCAAUGGCAUCCUGACUGGAUACCAGCUCAAGUACCAAACAGGUGAACUCAUCUUAUUUGUCAAACUCAUGUGCAAUAUGUAAAAUAUGGCUGUG
Pundamilia nyererei is the source of this 3464-nucleotide messenger RNA. RefSeq names its product neurofascin. The record is from RefSeq and is a predicted model, not a curated record. Gene Ontology annotation, biological process: cell-cell adhesion; axon guidance; brain development. Gene Ontology annotation, cellular component: plasma membrane; axon. Gene Ontology annotation, molecular function: cell-cell adhesion mediator activity. Lineage: Eukaryota; Metazoa; Chordata; Actinopteri; Cichliformes; Cichlidae. Bases 441 to 3452 code for a protein of 1003 amino acids. The transcript is spliced from 26 exons.